Molecule: messenger RNA, 363 nt
Organism: Paramuricea clavata
Lineage: Eukaryota; Metazoa; Cnidaria; Anthozoa; Malacalcyonacea; Plexauridae
Source: the annotation of a GenBank genome assembly
AUGUGGAAAUUCGUGGACGAUACCACUGUCAGUGAAGUAAUUGGGAAAGAUCAAACAAGUAACUUGCAAAACCAAAUGGAUAUUUUAGCGAACAGCAUUUCAUCUCAUAAGUUACAGUUAAACGAAACAAAGUGUAAAGAAAUGGGAAUUUGUUUUGGAUCUAAUGUUAACGGCUUUCAACCAAUUACCAUCAAUAACAUUACACUGGAUAUUGUCCAAAAUGCGAAGGUUGUGGGAUUGCAUAGAGCUAACAAUCUUAAGUGGAAUAUCCACGUGAAUGAAGUGAUCAAGAAAUGUCGUAAACGCCUUUACCAUCUUACCCAACUAAAACGAGCAAGUAUUGGACUUAAGGGAUUACUUUAA